Rotaria sp. Silwood1 is the source of this 1506-nucleotide messenger RNA. The record is from the annotation of a GenBank genome assembly. NCBI's taxonomy places the organism in Eukaryota, Metazoa, Rotifera, Eurotatoria, Philodinida, Philodinidae.
AUGCCGACUAUCUAUGAUAUGCAACGUGAAGAAACAUAUACAAGUACACCACAUUUAAGUUCAACAGAUACAACUGUUGGUUAUAUGUCAGCUAUAACACCACGUCAAGUUAUUGUAACUCGACCAGUAAAAAAUUUAGGUGGUACAAAUCGAAAUGUUACAUCAAAAAUGAGUAUAUCACAAUCUGUAUCAAGUAGUAUUGUACCAUUACGUGGUAGUAUUAAUAGUGGACAUUGGGCAUUAGUACCAUUUACUAGUCAACGUGUUGAAGAAAAACGACAAUUAGCGGAAUUAAAUGAUCGUUUUGCUGAAUAUAUUGGUAAAAUUCGUUAUUUAGAAGCUGUUAAUCGUAAAUUAAGUCGAGAUUUAGAUAAUAUACGAAAUAAAAAAGGUAUUGGUUUACAACGUAUAAAUGAAAUAAUAAUACGUGAAAAAAAAGAAGCUGAAGAUACAUUAAAACGUAUGGAUGAUGAUAUACGUACAGGACAAAUAAAACGACAAGAAUCUGAAACACGUUAUAAACAAGCUGAACAACGUUUAAUGAAUAUACAACGACCAGAUCAAAUAAAUAAUAUUAAAAAUCAAUUAAAACAAUUACGAGAAAAAAUACUUGAUUUAGAAAAAAAAAUUGAAUUAAUUCGUAAAACUAUUUCUGAUAAUGAUGAUGAAAUAGCAUUAUAUAAUGCUGAAUUACAAAGAAUUCGUAAUGAUAUAGCUAAUCUUAUAACUGAAAUAGCUAAUGAAGCAACACAAAAACAAUUAUUAUUAGCUGAAAAAACUGUACUUGAACAAGAAUUAAAAGCACUUGAUACAGCACAUAAAUUUGAUGUUGAACAACUUCGUUCAAAAGUAGCUAUAGCUAAUGUUGAUCCAGCACCAUUUUUUGAAAGUGAAUUAACAUCAUCAAUACGUGAAAUACGUAAACAAUUUGAAAAUAUAACUGAUCAACAACAACAACAAUUACAAAAUUAUUAUCAAGCUAAAAUUAGUGCAUUAAUUGAAUAUCAUCAACCAAAACAACAAAUUGAAUCACAAUGGCAAACAGAUAAAAUACGUGAAAUAACUCGUACAAUAUCUGAUGUACGUAAUCGUGUAAAUAAUUUACAACUUGAAAAUCAAGAUCUUGAUAGACAAAUAGUUGAUAUACGUCAACAAAUACAAUCAUCAACAUAUCAAGAUGAUCAACGUUUAAUUAAUGAACAAAAACAUUAUCGUGAUGAAAUAGAACGUCUUAAAAAUUAUAUAAAUGAUUUAGAAAAAUAUCGUACAACAUUAGAAGAAGAAAUACGUCGUUAUCGUUUAUUACUUGAAGGUAAUACAAAUCAAGUUGGUCUACGACAUUUUGCUGAAGAAGCUGAAAAAAUUAUGAAUCGUGGUAGAUCAUUACUUGAUUCACUUAAUUUACGUUUAAUAAGAAAUACUUCAAUACCAAGUAGUUCUCAUAAUAUACGUGAAGUUACUUAUUCAACAUCAUAUUCAUCUGGUGGUAGUACUCUUCAUGGAUAA